AUGGCUGUUGAUGCUGAGCUUGAGCACCUGGCUGAGAUAGCCUGUGCAGGCUUCUACAACAAACCCUUCUUCUCUGCUGACCAGGGUGUUGUGGUGAUGCUAGGGAAGAAUAUCUCCCUGCAGUGCAGUUCAGCAUACAUUCCAUUUGAUAGAUUUUCACUGAUCAAGGAAGGAGGAGCCACCCUGUCACAGAACCAAAAUGGCAGACACCAAGGCAACUUCAUUCUACGUCCUGUGAACCAAAGCUUCUCAGGGAACUACAGGUGCUAUGAUAUAAUGAAACAAGAUUACACAAUGGGGAAUUUGAUCCGAAUGGGUGUGGCAGUGCUGGCUGUGGUUCUCUUGACCAUACUGGUUGAAAAUUGGCACAACCAUCAGGCUCCACACAAGGAGGACUGUCCAGAUUUUCCUGAACUGAGCCAGAGUAAACAGAAAUGUCAGACAUAA
Messenger RNA from Odobenus rosmarus divergens (Pacific walrus), 447 nucleotides. RefSeq names its product Fc fragment of IgA, receptor for (gene FCAR). NCBI's taxonomy places the organism in Eukaryota, Metazoa, Chordata, Mammalia, Carnivora, Odobenidae. The record is from RefSeq and is a predicted model, not a curated record.